Molecule: messenger RNA, 669 nt
Organism: Colletotrichum phormii
Lineage: Eukaryota; Fungi; Ascomycota; Sordariomycetes; Glomerellales; Glomerellaceae
Exons: 1
Coding region: 108-452 (114 amino acids)
Source: RefSeq, a predicted model, not a curated record
CCAAAUCACAUGAGCUGCCAGAUCUACCUUAGGUUCACACUUUUUAGCUGCCACAGCUACACCUAUCAAAACGAGGGCAGUAAAACCUUGGGUAGGGUAGACAGUCAAUGCCAAGUCAAAGGGUCCAGCCCAGCCGCCCCGGGCGGGCGGCGUUCCUCCUGAAAGGAACCGUACCGUACCGUUCCUACCGUUCGAACCGCCAAGCUUUUGCGGCGACGGCUGUCUCGACGAGUUGGCUGGCGUCUCAAACUCUCCCUCCACCCCCCGUUCAUUCCCGCCCCUUGGCUGGAGCCUUGGGUCCCUUUAGAAACGACAACCUCUCAUCUGGCCUGACGCCGACUACAACUUCAGGUCAUCGACCAAGGUCGUACGGGUUGUAUACGCCCUUAUUUCUAGUAGGACUUGUGUGUGACUUUUUUUUUUUUUUGGUUCUCCCAGUAGUGCCAUACUAACGAAGCCGACGUAAAUCAUAAACCACCAAGGUUUUGACUACAAACGCAUGAUUUUACUAGCGUAGGAAAAGCAGAAGCCCAUACCUCGAAAAUCUGCUCAACGCCAGGCCUCCGGAAGCCGAAAAUGGGCAAUCGAGCCUAUUGCCUCUGCUUUGCUUUGCCCUUUGUGCGUCUUCCAAGUUUCGCCAAGGGGAGAUGGAAGGAAAUACCGGAAAAU